CAAUUUCUUUUUCUUGAUAGACGAAGAAAAUUUGGGAGUGAAAAAGGUAGAGUUUGACUUCUUUCUUUUGAAUUUUCUUCAGCAAAUUCUGAUUGAGCUUGGUACGAUUUUCUUCAUAUGGUGGGGGUGCCUUGUUAGAAUUAGUUGAGAUGGCGAUAGGAAACUCAGAAGUAGCAACUAUGGAGGUGGAAGCCGAGUCCUCUAAUGGAAAAGAGACUCUAUUAGAUUCUGACUUAACGAAGAAUCUUGAUCUUGCUCUUGCUCAAGUGAAGGACGAUGAAAAAGAAGAAGAUGGAAUCAAAGCUGAGGCUUCAACAAAGAAGAAAAAGAAGAAAAGUAAAAGCAAGAAGAAGAAGAAUUCUCUUCAACAGACUGAUCCACCUUCAAUUCCUGUUCUUGAGCUCUUCCCUUCAGGUGAGUUUCCUGAAGGGGAAAUCCAACAGUACAAGGAUGAUCAUUUGUGGAGAACAACAUCUGAGGAGAAAAGGGAGAUGGAGAGGCUGCAAAAACCGAUAUAUAACUCUCUUCGCCAAGCAGCGGAAGUUCAUCGUCAAGUUAGGAAGUAUGUGAGAAGCAUAUUGAAACCUGGAAUGUUGAUUAUUGACCUCUGUGAGACUUUAGAGGACACUGUUCGUAAGCUGAUAUCAGAGAAUGGUCUUCAAGCUGGAAUCGCAUUCCCAACCGGGUGUUCUCUGAAUAAUGUUGCUGCUCAUUGGACACCAAACUCUGGAGAUAAGACUGUCCUUCAGUAUGAUGAUGUGGUGAAGUUGGAUUUUGGAACACAUAUUGAUGGGCACAUUGUGGAUUCUGCUUUCACAGUUGCGUUCAAUCCAAUGUUUGAUCCUCUUUUAGCAGCCUCACGUGAAGCAACAUAUACUGGUAUCAAGGAAGCCGGGGUAGAUGUCCGGCUCUGUGAUGUUGGUUCUGCAAUUCAGGAGGUCAUGGAGUCUUAUGAGGUUGAAAUCAAUGGAAAAGUCUUCCAAGUCAAAAGUAUCAGAAACCUGAACGGGCACAGCAUUGGACGCUAUCAGAUACACGCUGAAAAAUCUGUUCCUAAUGUUAGAGGAGGCGAGCAGACUAAAAUGGAAGAGGGUGAACUAUAUGCCAUUGAAACUUUUGGAUCAACCGGAAAAGGAUAUGUGAGAGAAGACUUGGAAUGUAGCCAUUACAUGAAAAACUACGAUGUGGGACAUGUCCCUUUGAGGUUACCAAGAGCAAAACAACUCCUUGCUACCAUAAACAAGAACUUCUCCACUCUAGCCUUCUGCAGACGCUAUUUGGACCGCCUUGGUGAAACGAAAUACUUAAUGGCAUUAAAAAAUCUCUGUGAUUCUGGCAUAAUUGAGCCAUGUCCUCCAGUUUGUGAUGUGAAAGGAAGCUAUAUUUCUCAGUUUGAGCAUACGAUCUUGUUGCGGCCAACUUGCAAAGAGAUUAUUUCCAAAGGAGACGAUUAUUGAAAUGGUGUUUUUGCUUUUGACAUAUGGUGAUUUUAGCAGAAUUUUAUUUUAAAAUUUUAAAACCCUCGAGACCUAAUAUAUAUAUCUUUAUUGUAUAACUUCUUCCCCGGGUAA
Messenger RNA from Capsella rubella, 1571 nucleotides. RefSeq names its product methionine aminopeptidase 2A. The transcript is spliced from 10 exons. The coding region runs from base 150 to 1457 and encodes 435 amino acids. NCBI's taxonomy places the organism in Eukaryota, Viridiplantae, Streptophyta, Magnoliopsida, Brassicales, Brassicaceae. Gene Ontology annotation, biological process: proteolysis. The record is from RefSeq and is a predicted model, not a curated record. Gene Ontology annotation, molecular function: metalloaminopeptidase activity.